AUUCUGCUCCGAGGAAAACAGACGCUUACUUCCUUUUAUGUGGCACGGUGUUUUCCCGAGCAUAUAUGAUGGACUGGAUACCUUAAGAAAGGCGUGUUAUCAAGAUUUGAAAAAAAAGUAUUUAUUAAAGUGAAACCGAGAAGCUUUUCUAUCUAACUAGGAUGUUCAUGAAAAAAGCUUUUCUAUACAUUUAUGAAAGUGAAAUUGAAAGUUAAAAUUGCUAGAAUAUAUAUUUCAUAAUAUCCUCAUGUCAUUAUAGCGAAAAUGGAAUUAGAAACUAGCGUUAGGAAAGACAGACCGGAUGGUAACAAAGUCGCUGAUUACGAGGAUGAAGCAAAGAGACUUCGUAAACUGUUGAGGCUUUACUUCUAUUCAGCAUUCAAAUUUAAGGGGAACACAUGCAACUUCCAUUUUAUUUACUGUUUCGUCUUCUUGAUGCAAAUCAUAAAAGUAGCUCUACUUACAAGUCAGAUGUUCCAGUUUGGAAAUGAUCGAGGAAACUUUAGUUCAGUUGUCAACAGAGGCCAUCUUGUCCUUCGACAUCUUCUUUUAAAAAACUGGGACGCUAGUUGGGAAACGCUGCCAUAUCCUCCUGCACAAGGUGACUUUGCCGUGUAUAAUAUUGAUGAUCUCGAGAGUGGUAUUAACUAUGCUGUUAAAAACUAUUAUAACGCAGAAAGAGAAGCCAUUGGGUACUAUGUUCGAACAGCAGACGACGAAAUGAUAGCAACAAUGAAAUAUUUUGACUUUCCCGGUUUUCAUGAUGCGAGUAUUGGAGAAGGGAUAACCAUAUCUGACAUAACGUUUCCUAUUGACAAAGGACUGACCGUAGAUUUAACGCAUGAAAAUGAGACGGUGUACAGUUAUAAUAUCACCCGUGAAUUUGAUCAUCACAAUCUGUCACAACCAAUAAAAAGGAUGUUGUCAACAACACUUCACUUUAAGCUCCAUUCUGUACGUUCACAUGAAAGCAGUAGGAAGGCAACUUGUCUACGAGUAGAGGGUUGGGUGGAAUUUGUUGAUCUGGACAAUAAUGGGCAAGUGUCGGUUGACCUUGACACACGAUCUAGUAGAAUAAAGUGCAAAGACAUGAAUCUGUCUUUAUCAGACUGGCAGUUAGAAAACACUUCAGAACUGAUCGGGGCCUCUGUGAUUGCUCUAUGUCUUAUAUCAUUAUUACUGACUAUUGCUACCAUGAUCUUUGCGGCUUACACUUUCUGGGUAUGUCAGUGUUUACUAGCAAUAUCAUUUGCUUUACUAGUGUGUUCUGUAGCAUUACCUUGCUGUAUUAUUGAAUGUAUGUCAAGUGUAAUUACAAUAUUUGAUUAUAAGUAUUUAGUAAGAGACUGUACAUGUAUAUGUUAUGUUAUUAACAGUUGCUAAUCUUAAAUAUAUUUU
Ruditapes philippinarum (Manila clam) is the source of this 1398-nucleotide messenger RNA. RefSeq names its product mucolipin-3-like. Gene Ontology annotation, molecular function: NAADP-sensitive calcium-release channel activity. The transcript has 9 exons. Gene Ontology annotation, cellular component: plasma membrane; lysosomal membrane. NCBI's taxonomy places the organism in Eukaryota, Metazoa, Mollusca, Bivalvia, Venerida, Veneridae. The record is from RefSeq and is a predicted model, not a curated record. Bases 265 to 1383 code for a protein of 372 amino acids.